CAGAGAUAUCGAGAGAGGAAGCCACGUGUGUGUGUGUGUUUCUCCAGCAGCGGCAUCGAGCCGAGACAGCCACGUGUGUGUGACUCUUCCGCCCGCCAGCGGCAGCAGCGAUAUCGCCAGCCACGUGUGGUGCGUCCCCCCGCAGCAGCAUCGAGAGAAGAAGCGACGUGUGUGUGAGUCUCUCCCGCCCACCAGCCGCAGCGAUAUUGAGGGGAAGACUUCCGACUACGUUUCUUCUGUAGCGGCAGCAAUGGCCGACAACAACCUAUCGCAGUGGGACCUGAUCUUUGACGAAUUUGAGGACAGUUUGCUGAAGAUUUCCCAGCCGACGACGAUCGCUCUUGUCGCCGUCUACGCGCCGCUGUUCGUCAUCUCGCUCGUCGGCAACGUCUCCGUCGUGCUGGUCGUCUGCCGCAUGCACUACAUGCGUAAGAACAAAAACUACUUCCUUGUCAACCUCUGCAUCGCAGAUCUGCUCGUCACCGUGCUCUGCGUACCCGUGACCCUGGCGAAUGUCAUCUACCGGAGAUGGAUCUUCGGGAGAGUCAUCUGCAAGCUGGCGGCCUUCUCACAAGGUGUGGCAGUCGCUUCUAGCAUCUACUCUCUAGCAGCGCUCAGCCUCGACCGCUACCUGGCGAUCAAGCACCCGGCGCUCUUCCGUCGCCUCAGCAACCAGAGCAACGGCCUCAAGCUGAUCGGCAUCAUCUGGCUCGUCUCUAUGCUCUUCAUGAUGCCCAUGCUCUACGUGCACCAGGUCGAUCGCCAGCAGUUCCCCGAGUUCGGCUUCCAACUGAGUGUCUGCAUCGAGCGCUGGUCGUCGACGGAGUCCAAGAGCGCCUUCGCGGGCUUCAUGUUGGUCGUCGCUUACGUGCUGCCUUGCUCGGUGAUCGUCGCUUGCCACUAUGUCAUCUGCAAGACACUCAACACGACCGAGAUCGUCACGCAGGAGCCGGACGGCGGCGGCGGCAGCGAGUGCAAGCGCAUCAGCCGUAAACGCAUCGCGCUCAUGCUCAUCACGCUCGUCGUGCUGUUCGUCGUUUGCUGGCUGCCCUACAACCUCGCUUCGCUCUACGUCGACAUCACCAAUAGCCGCGACGCGUCCGAGAUCCUUCCCUUCACGCUGCUGCUCGCGCACGCCAACUCUGCGGCGAAUCCCGUCAUCUACUGGAUACUGAACAUACACUUUCGCAACGGACUCAGCAUCAUUCUGACGCGCGGAUGCACGGCGAUUGCCGGCGGAAAGAGUCGCAACGGCAAGAGUCGGCCGCCGCUCAUUGUCGUGCACGGCGCGCCCGUUAUCUCGAGGGACGAGGACGACACGUUAUCCGGAAGAAUGUCGCAGGGGGACAGCGUCUAAUGUCGAAAAAAAAAUCGCACCCAUAAAGAAACACACGUGUUCGGUCAUGCGCAGAAGUGUCCGGAAAUAUGGUCAGUAGAAUAAAGGAAGUGGUGGUAUAAAACUCCUGCCGUGUCAUCGGUAUGAAGAUUAAAACAUAAACAAUGAUUGAAUUAACUCUUGUUUAUUUAUUCACUUUAUAAGUAGUCGUUAUACGUAUAUAUAAACUUAGCGUACUUUUUGCGCCUACACUCGAGUGUAGGUCAACUGUGAUUGAGACUAAAUUGUCAAAAAUUUUGUUUGUUAAAAUAAUUAAAUAUUAGUUAAUUCAAUCUUUCUUUAUGUUGUAUAUUAUAUACAUAUGUGUGAGUGUCUGAUGUUAGCCGUUGUACGUCUACAUCAAGAUGUUGUUUUUUGACGUUCUCUGCGAUGCCACGUCUCUACUUAUCAUGCGUUUGUGUCAAUACAUAGCAACAGUUCGUCAUCUUUAUGCUUAUGUAUUAUUAUUUAAGAAACUCGUACGUUUUUUAUUCAACUGCUCCAGCGUGCAUGAGCCUGCCGUAUAUAGUUAAGUGAGACGGUGUAGUAACCUGUAAAUUAUGGUCUAUGCCUCAAUUCGGUAUACGACAGUUAUAGUUCAAGUAUAUCUCUGUGCGACAUACGCGCGUUCUGUCUAAAAGUCGCAACCGUGUACAGAUGCUGUCUGUAGUCAAAAACGCUCAAUGUGCAAUCGUCGUAUAUACGUGGAGUAUAUAUAGCUUUAUAUGAAAUAGUGGUUGUUCUGUGUUGUGAGAAGUCAAUUUAAAGCUCGAUCUCAUGUUGUAAUAUAGGAGCGCGCUAUCGUGAUUGAUAUUGUCUGUCAUGUGUGUAAAACGAUCGAAUUUGCUUUGGGUGUACAGUGUACAGUGAGAAUAGUUUUUAAAAUGAGAUAGCGAAAGGUCGUGAGUUCAAACUGGAGAGAAGACGGCGAAGAUAAUAUAGUCCGAACAGAAUAUGUUGGAUAGCUGUCACUGCGCCGGUUCGCAAAGGAUGUCGAUCAUUUGUUUAUAAAUGUCAUUCUCGUAUUUAUUGGACAUAAACGCGAUGAGUGGAGAUUAUCGUUAGAUAUAGGUAUCGUGUUCCGACAGGUGUUCCGGUGUUCCGGUGUUCCAGUCCACGGUGUUCCGACAGGAGUUCUGGUGUUCCGGUGUUCCAGUCCACGGUGUUCCGACAGAGGGAAAUUACCGCAGUUAUAUUGAUGCAAACUACAUAACCCUAACGUCGGCUAAGUGUAUUGACAUGGAGAGUACCUCGUAGAUUUUUAUGUCAGCGUACUUGUCUGUUAUUAUGGCUAUGAUCAAGAGCGUAUUAAGUAUUCGUAUACUUAUAGUACGCUCUUGCUAUGAUGUCUACAUCAAUUACUGGGCAGUUGUCCCAUGCUGAAAACAGCUGUGAUUUGUUGUAUUGAUUGGCGUCGUAUUUUCAUUAGGGCGUUGUGUCUGAUACACGUGGUGUGCAAUCAGUUUUUUGUUCAGGCAGAGAUGAGAAUAGCGGACACAAAAACUUGCAGGAUGGGAAUCUGGGGUGGGGGGCAAGCAUACUGGGAAUUUGCUUAACGGUGUUGAAUUCCGAAUUCGAGAGCAUCCCGGGUUCCUUUUUUAAAUGCUUAUGAAAUACGUAAAAGCAGUAGCCAACUGUCUGAAAAAAAUGUUCGCGCGUUGUUUACGUGCAUGAGCUGACCGUUAUUCUGUGCUAAAUCUAUUUGCUUCUGAUAUUUCCACCUCCCCUCUCAACAAAUUUAUACUGAUUUCAAAUGUCAACCCGACAAAAUACAUGAAAACCGCGGAUAUGCGGAGAAUUCUCAUCCCUGUCAAGAAAACAUUUGAUGUUAUUUGUUUAUUGAUAAUAAGCUCUAUAGCUUUUAUUACGCUCGCGGUAUGUUGUAACAUUAUAGCAUCACGUUUUCUCAGAAAUCUAUUUGACCGUGCAUGUGAUUGGCUUAAAGCCGUUUACGGAAAUAAGUUUCGCAUACGCAAGUUUUUUUUCGUCUACGCAUGGUAAGAUGAGAAGCGAAGGUGUCCACGUAAUUACAUUUCCACAGUAGGUUCAUGGAGAGACCGAAUAUUUCAUGGCAGGCGUCACAACGCGGUCGCCUUGGCCAUCUAAUGAAUGAAGGAGCACAGCGCAAUGAAUGAAUGAAUGAAUGAAUGAAUUAAUUAAUUAAUUAAUGUAUGAAUGAAUGUAUGGAGGUGCGCAGCAUGUCAGCCGAAGGUUUGCCGAUUAAAUUGACUGGGGAAUGUUUCAAUCACAAGACUGUCCGCCAGCGCCAUUUGUUGUGCUACGAUGACGAUUAAAAAAAAAAUAAACACCACGAGCUAAAAUGAC
Priapulus caudatus is the source of this 3700-nucleotide messenger RNA. Its product is annotated as orexin receptor type 2-like. The record is from RefSeq and is a predicted model, not a curated record. Gene Ontology annotation, cellular component: membrane. Lineage: Eukaryota; Metazoa; Priapulida; Priapulimorpha; Priapulimorphida; Priapulidae. Bases 251 to 1357 code for a protein of 368 amino acids. The transcript is spliced from 2 exons. Gene Ontology annotation, molecular function: neuropeptide Y receptor activity. Gene Ontology annotation, biological process: G protein-coupled receptor signaling pathway.